AGCAUCAGAGCACUUUCUAGACCUUAACUAAAGAAUAAUCAUAACUGAUUCUCUUUCUUUGUGUAUGUGAUUCCAAAUUCACAAACCACUCCAAGAUUUCAAAUUACUAUCAAUUUGAGAUCUGGCUCCACUUGAGGUAGUAAGCUAUCAAGUAACAAAGAUGGGUAUGGUGUAAGGCUGGAUUUUGCUUCUAAAGUAUAGCUGAAAAGUGAAAACUCAUGCUGGAUUCUGCUUUCAAUUCAAAAGUUUCUUGUUCAGGUUCAUAGCCAAAGGAGUGGACUUAAAGACUGGUCACCAUUCUCCAACUACAGUGUGCAUUAGGUAAUUACCAUGGGGUGCAUUUCUUCAAAGGAAAUAAUUGCCAGAUCAAUCAGUUUCCAUGAAGAGAGAAAGCAAAGAUCACAUAGAACUGUAAACGGCAUUCCAUUGCUAGAAGAUUUUAUCAUCUCCGCAAAUGGCAGUGACAAGUACCUAACACUUGUCCGCGCUGCUAACUCAGUCUCCAACAAGCUGAACUCUAGGAGCUAUAGUUCAAACAAGUCCUCAAAACUUGCUAUUGAGUCUGCCAGUUCUGAAACAGUGGAGAAGUUGGAGCUAUCAGCAAAACUAGGCCAAGUAAAAGGGAAACAAUUUGAAAGUGAUAACAGAAACAGGUCCAAAAGUUGGCAUUAUUUUCCUGAGCAUAUUGUGCACUCUCUUGCUCAGGAGAAAUUAUCUGGUUUUGAAGAUAAACAUGACUUGAGCUCCAAGGGUGCUGUAGGUAGCAGGAGUUUCCACACAGUGGAGGAAUAUGAUGGUAUAGUUAAUAAAAUUUGGUUGAACAAGUCCAAUAGAGUUCAGCAACGUGGGUUUAAUGAUGAAGAUGAUUCGGGAGGCAACAUGGACAUUCAGGUACUCGAGUACUCUCAAGUACUCGAAUCUGACAUAUCUGUAAUCAAGGAAAUGCAACCAGAAAGCAAUGAAGUUACUUCAAGUCCUAAAAGCCACAUUCCAAGUUCAGGUAUAAGAAAUGAGGAAGUGAUUGCAAGUCAUAAAACAAGAGUGCUUGCUGCUCAAGGGGUAAGAAGCACCAUUGAGAAGGGAAAUAAGAGAAAGGCUUUAGCAAAGAGGCUAGAAUCACUUAAAAUCCCAUCCAACAUUGAAUCUCCAGCCAUUGCUAGUCUAAGAGAAUGGCUCCCUGCAGAUGGAAUAUAUUCUUUGGGAUCCUAUGUCACCCCAAAAUUUGGCAGCUAUUCUCUAAUGAACACUAGGAUUGCAAAUGAAUCCAGUGAGGACUAUAUAUUUAGCCCAGAGCUGGCAUCUGCCUUUGAGCAGUGCAUGCAAAAUCUUGAUGCAGAGGAAGAAAAGAUUCUGAAACAAAUUUUAGAGAAUGUGGAGGAAGAAAGUGAUGAAACAAUUCAACCCCUAGAAAGAACUCAUGUACUCAACCAGGUAUAAAAGGUUAAAUCCAUACUUGAAGUUGAAGGUUAGUGUUGCUGAUAUAAGUUCUUUAUAUGAAUUCAUAAAAAAAAGGAAUAGAAAAAAGAGAAAUGUUCUAUAAAGUUGAAGAAGCAGCUCAGUUAUCAGUGGCAGAAGACACAAGAGACCCAGUAAGUUGAUUAAUAGUUCAAAACAAUGAUCAAAAGCGAAUAGUUAGGGUGCAACUUUCUGGUGUGUAGAACCAUUUCAUUUAAGCAGUGGAAAGAAUAUUGAUUAAUUAUGAGUUUGUAAUCUACACAUACAAGCUUUCCAGAAUAUAAUAUACUGUAAUACUGAGUUUGUUUACUGCACAA
Messenger RNA from Lotus japonicus, 1772 nucleotides. RefSeq lists its product as uncharacterized. The record is from RefSeq and is a predicted model, not a curated record. NCBI's taxonomy places the organism in Eukaryota, Viridiplantae, Streptophyta, Magnoliopsida, Fabales, Fabaceae. The transcript has 4 exons. The coding region runs from base 331 to 1437 and encodes 368 amino acids.